Molecule: messenger RNA, 1229 nt
Organism: Paramecium pentaurelia
Lineage: Eukaryota; Ciliophora; Oligohymenophorea; Peniculida; Parameciidae
Source: the annotation of a GenBank genome assembly
AUGGAAUUAUUGCCUAUAAAUGUAAUUGCUUAAAUUUUGAAAUUCUUGAAUAUUAGUGAAAUAUAUUCUAAAUUAACAUUAUCCAAACACUUAAUGUAUUAAUUAUUUUGAAUUAGAUAAUUAUUAUAGAAUAAACAAAUACAAAGAUUAAUAUUAAGCAUUUAUUAUCCUUAGUAAUUGAUGAUCAAAGUAUAAUAGGAUCAAUAUAUGAGUUUAAUAAAAUCCUUGAGUAAUAUCACAUUAUAAGAGAUUCCAUUUUGGGGAACUGAAACUAAUGGAGGUUUGACUGAUAAUAGUUUAAGAUUUUGGAUUGGAAAAUCAUUCAUGAAUACAGAUAGUUAAUAGGUAAGUAUUCUUAGAUUAGAGAAUUCUUUUAUUUCAGGAACUUUAGCUUUUGAUUCAAUUAACUUAAAAUAAGCAUUAGUUUAAUAUACAAAAAGAUUUAUUGAGAUUUUGGGAAUGGAAUUAAGUUAAACAUUUUACACUUCUAAUUCUGUUAAUAUUAGUGCUAAUAAGAUUAAAAUCUAUGAUUUAUUUUUAAGUUUUCAAUAUUUAGAAGAUUUUGAAGAUUAAACAAUAUUUGAUGGAUUAGAGUAUCUUUAUCUUUAUUAAUAUUGUAAAAACCUUUAGAUAGUUUUAAUGACUUCUUAAGAUAAUUACAAUUUAAAAGAUGAUGAUCAUUAAAUGUAUUCGUUUUAUAUUUAUAUAUUAGUUUACCUUUAGCAAUAUCAUUGGUUUAAGGAGUGUAAAUUUGUAGAAAGACAUUUAGUGAUAAAAUAAUAAAAACAAUAUUAUUAAUAACAAGUGAAGAUUAAUAUAUUAAAGAAAAUAAAAAAUAUAAUUUAAAAACAGUUGAUGAAUUAUAUAAAUUAAUUAAUGAAGAUCCAAAUUAAUAUAGUCCUGCUUAAACAAAUAUAUCACUUUUAUAGAAUUUUAGUGAUUAAACUUAAUUUGAUAAUUCAUUUUAAAAUGAGUAUAUUUAUUGUACUUUUGAACCAAAAGGAUAACUUUAACCUUUAAUUUGGCUAUAAUUUGUCAAUCCAAAUACUUAUGAGAUUACUAUAAAAUUUAAUCAAUUUACUCAGAGAUUAGCUAAAUCAAUUUAACUAAAAUUUUUAGAAAUUGAUUAAUAAGAAUAAUUUGAAUAUACAGGAAUUUCAUUUGGAUAUAUAAGUAUAUAAGGAUAUGUUUUAGAUUCCAAUGACUUAAAUAUACUUAAAUUAAAUUGA